UUAACAGACGACUUUGCCGAAGAGGAAGAGGUUCAGUCCUUUGGUUAUAAGCGGUUUGGUAUUCAAGAAGGAACACAAUGCACCAAGUAUAAAAGUAACUGGGCACUGAAAUUUUCUAUCAUACUUUUAUAUAUAUUAUGUGCCUUGCUAGCAAUAACAGUAGCCGUCUUGGGAUACAAAGUUGUAGAAAAAAUGGACAAUGUUUCUGGUGACAUGGAAGAUUCACGCCAACGAUGCAGUGAGAAGCUUUCAGAAGUUAAAAGUGAUUUAAAGAAACUGGAUUAUCAAGCUGAAGAGAAAGCUAUGACCACAAACACAGAGCUUUCAAGUUUCAAAGAUGAUAUUGUAGCCCUCCGCCAGCAAUUUUAUGAGAUUUCAGAGAAAACCACAAAGAACAAAGAUACACUGGAAAAGUUACAAGAAUCUGGUAGCAUGUUAAAUGAUAGGCAAAGUCAAAUGAAUGGUGUUUUGGACAGCAACUCUUUCAUGAUCAAAAAUAUCAACAAAACUCUUCAAGCUUACAAUGGCUACAUCAGUGAUCUCCAACAAGACACAAAUAACAUUCAAACAAACUUGCAAAGCCAAAUGCACUCACAUAAUGUUGUCAUACUGAAUUUAAAUAAUCUUAACCAGACACAGGUUCAGCAAAGAAAUCUUAUCAGUGCUUUGCAGAGAUCGGUGGAUGACACAAGUCAGGCUAUUCAAAGAAUCAAAAAUGACUUUCAAAACCUUCAGCAGGUUGCCCUCCAAGCACGGAAAGAUACUGAUUGGCUUAAAGAGAAGGUGCAGAUUUUACAAGUAUUAGCAGCUAACAAUUCAGUUAUGACCAAAGCUAAUAAUGAUACACUUGAGGAUGUGAGCAGUCAGUUAAAUUCAUUCAGUGGACAGAUGGAGAAUAUCACUACUAUUGCUCAAGCCAAUGAACAAAGUUUGAAGGAUCUCCAAGAACACUAUAAAGAAUAUGAAAACAGAACAUCUGCCAAAUUUAACCAGCAAGAAGACCAAUUUCAUAGCUUUGAGACAGAUAUUGUCAACAUUAUUAGUAAUAUUAGCUACACUGCCCAUCAGUUACGGACACUAACCAGCAAUCUCAAUGAUGCCAGGACAACGUGCACAGAUACUCUUAGUAAGCAUAUGGAUGAGCUGACUUCUAUGAACAACACAUUAACUAAUAUUCGUUUUGAUGCUACUACUUUAAGGAUGCAGCAGGAUGUGAUGCGGACACGGUUAGAUAUUGAAGUAGCAAAUUUAUCAGUAAUAAUGGAAGAAAUGAAGCUGGUGGAUUCUAAACAUGGCCAGCUGAUUAAAAAUUUCACAAUACUGCAAGGUCCUCCAGGUCCAAGAGGGUCCAAAGGUGACAGAGGACCCCAAGGUCCAAUUGGACUUACUGGGCCCAAGGGACAAAAAGGAGACAAAGGAGAACCAGGACCUCCAGGACCUCAAGGUGAAAAGGGACCAAGUGGCCCAUCUGGAAUACCAGGUGAAAAAGGUGGAAAAGGUUCCAGAGGUUCACCUGGAUCUAAAGGCCAGAGAGGUUCAACUGGGAAGACUGGGCUGCCCGGUCCUAGUGGAGAUCCAGGACUCCCUGGACCACCUGGCAAAGAUGGACCCCCUGGCCCACAAGGCCCACCUGGACCCCCAGGUCUUCAAGGAUUUGUUGGCGAACCAGGGAUACCUGGUGCUCGUGGGUUGUCUGGUUUCCCAGGUGUACCUGGACUACGUGGUCUUCCAGGCGAGCCUGGUCCUCCUGGACCGCCAGGUCCAGCAAUAGCUAUGGCACUACAAGGCGAAAUUAGCGGUUGUCCUGCUUACUGGAAGAACUUUUCAGGCAACUGCUACUACUUUUCAAAUGAAAGAGCCAUAUUUGAUGAUGCAAAGCUUUUCUGUGACGAAAAAUCAUCUCAUUUGGUUUUCAUCAAUAGCAAAGAGGAACAG
Messenger RNA from Thamnophis sirtalis, 1935 nucleotides. The record is from RefSeq and is a predicted model, not a curated record. NCBI's taxonomy places the organism in Eukaryota, Metazoa, Chordata, Lepidosauria, Squamata, Natricidae.